Molecule: messenger RNA, 2031 nt
Organism: Canariomyces notabilis
Lineage: Eukaryota; Fungi; Ascomycota; Sordariomycetes; Sordariales; Chaetomiaceae
Exons: 4
Coding region: 1-1554 (517 amino acids)
Biological process (GO): cell surface receptor signaling pathway; G protein-coupled receptor signaling pathway
Cellular component (GO): membrane
Molecular function (GO): G protein-coupled receptor activity
Source: RefSeq, a predicted model, not a curated record
AUGUCGAACGACACCGGCGGCUGCCCCGCGCCAUUCCUCUCGAACGCCCUCUUUACGGAUGGCGGAUUUAUUGAGGGGAGAGUGUGCCAGGCCCUCAGCCCCGAACUCACCUGCUGCUUGCCCUGUCCCAUGACAGAAUGGGCUUACCCUGAUAGCUUCGAAGCCAUGAACUCGGCGGCGAAUUGGGUUGCCGUUGCGAGUACCGUUUUUUGCCUGUUCCUCCUGGUGUCCUGGGCAGCCCUCCCUGUCGACAAGACACACAGGCACUAUCUGAGCAUCAGCCUUACCACCGCCGUUUUGUUUAUGAAUCUCGGUUUUGUCAUUCCGCUCGCAGGCAACCCAGACCAGUGCUAUGAUGCAAUCACACCGAACUCAAUGAGCACAAAUUCGAUGUGUGCUGCGUCAGGCUUUUUCCUCAUUAUGGGAGGUUGGGCUGGCGUGAUGUGGGUCUUCUUACGAUCGCUCUCCCUACACCUUCAGAUUUGCUGGCAGCUGGUUGUUGGCCGAAACUUCAUGUGGUUCUCUCAGGCUCUCGGUUGGGGCAUUCCGGCCAUCGGCGUAGUUCUCGCCUUCGUCUUGAGCGGGGUGUCGUUCCGGUUCGGACAGACGUGCCACAUCAACCACAAGAACAGCCUUGCCGAUCUCUGGAUCCCCCUGCUGAUCUUUGCGGGCUUGACCAUCAUAAUUCAGCUCGGGACUUUCGGCUAUUGCAUCAAGGUCUACCUCGCCUCUCUUGCCGACAACAGUGCCUCGACCGAGGGCUCCGGCAUGCCCUCCUACACGAACAGCAUCCGAACCAUGACGCCAAAGCAAGCCUAUCGCCGUGUCCGACGCGUCAUUGCGCUUCAAUGGAGAGGCAUCGCUAUUGUUCUCAUCAUUAUUGCCGACGUCAUCUUCUUCUCCAUUGUCUUCGUCUUCCAGGAUAAUACUAUAGAGCGAGUCAAGAACGAUAUGCAGAUUGCGUUUCCCUGGAUAUUAUGCCUAGCUUCAUCAGGGGGAGACAAGUCUGCGUGCUUGGACGAGGCUAGCCCGCUGGUUGUUAACCAGGCGACCGUCGGGGCCGUCCUGUUUCUCCUAGGGAUGAACGGCUUCUGGCUCGCCCUUCUUCUCGGCCGGUGGUCAAUGGUCACGGGUUGGCGGGAUCUGUUCACCUCUGUUCCAAACCGGAACAAGAGGGAGUUCGUCUCAGUCGACGCACGGCUGGACGAUUUCAAGAAUGAAACACGUUCGUACGAGAUGCUGUCCCGGGACUCCGGGAAGGCCAUGGACGAUUCAGUAACACCAUCCGUAGUGACUCCCAUCUCCCCGACACAUGCUAGGUCGCCGCUGGGUAGCCCGAUGCAGAACGAUUACGCCUAUCCCAGCAAGGAAGGCCGCCGCACUCCGGACUACUUUGGCAACACGGCACGAUACCACGCACCAGCAAGAUCCUUUUCGAGCCCGCGCCCGCCUCAGACAGUGACGUGGGACGCCCGCGAAACGUACGCUCGAGCGCAAUCACCACACGCGGAACACGAUAGAUACGUCAACCCGCUGGGCAUGAACAGGAUAUGAAGAUUACGACGAGACGCAUGGGCGCAACUCCUUCAUUUAAUUUCUUCUUUUCGAGUAAAUAAUAUAACGAUCUGGAAACCUGUGGCCCUUGGCCCAUUCUGCCCAAUAUCUUGGAUUCUGGCGUCCGCAAACUCCGCGAGCGCUCCCGGCGAUCUUAUAUAUGCCACCAUAUCAGCGAAAGCGGACGCGAGUGGCCACAUCCCGCCACUCUGACCGGACGCGGUUGUCCGUCCCAACUACGGUGGAUUUGUUAGGAAUCUUGUCCGUCUUGCAUAUGGCGUAGACAAUGAGACGGGAAUAGACCGGAGCGACUGACAAGCUGGGCAAGGCUGGGGAUGAGAGUCUACUUAUUAGUGUAAGCCUGGAGGAGAUGACAGAUUCCGGGUGAGAUGAUCGACGGAUCUCUCGGGACGCACGGACAAUGGCGGCACGACCCCUGUCCCGUCGCUUACCCGCUUGUGUUGACCAGUCUCAUUA